CCGGCGGCAAGUGGGUGGUCGGCUGCUGCACACAGCGCGACGAUGGACUCGUGGUGGCCGGCAAGCUCGCAGACCCCGCUGUACGUGGGUUCGCCCAUGGUGGACCAGUCCGAGUUUGCCUUUCGAACGUUGUGUCGGCGAUAUGGCACGCAACUCUGCUACAGUCCAAUGCUGCAUGCAAAAGUGUUCCUCUCCGACGCGACCUACCGCGCUCAACGACUGGACCAAGACCUGCUUGAAUCAACCACAUAUCCUGUCGUUGUUCAAUUCGCUGGUGAUGAACCGCAAGCCCUGUUGGACGCGGCGCUGCUCGUGCAAGACCGCGCAACCGCCGUGGACCUCAAUCUGGGCUGCCCCCAGCCCAUUGCUCGCAAAGGGCAUUACGGGUCGUUUCUCCUGCGGGAUACCGAUUCUAUCUUGCGCAUUCUUCGCAACUGGAAAGACAACUUGUCGAUUCCUUUCACGUGCAAAAUCCGCAUCGUGGACGAAGGAAGCAAAGACCCACAGGAGCGGGGCCUUCAAGCCACCUUGCGCCUCGUGGAUCAAAUCGAAGCUGCAGGCGCUGCGGCCAUCACGGUGCAUGGCAGGAACCGGGUCAUGACGGGGCGGAAAACUGGGCCCGCUGACUGGACCUCCAUCGCCGCAAUUCAGCAACGUGUGUCGAUACCUGUCAUUGCGAACGGAGGCAUCGAGUUCUUUGCUGACGUGGCAGCGUGUGCAGCGGCCACGGGUGCUAAAGGGAUCAUGUCUGCCGAAGCAUUGCUAGAAAACCCAGCCUUCUUCCAUGGCCCGGCACGCCUGAGUCCGUUUCGACUCACCCGUGAAUACUUGGACCUCGCGCGGGCCUUUCCCUCAUGGAACUUCCACCGCGUCGAAAAAGCGCACGUGGCGCGCCUCCUCCACACCGUGUUGAGGCACCUAGCACGGCAAAGUGCGUCGACGGCCGACGCGUUGCUGGCAAACUGCUCCAGCGUGGAUGACCUCGACCAAGCAGUCUGCACCAUCGAGAAUGCAUGGGCGGCAUUGCCCGAUGGACAAGAGUGCUGCGGCCUGCAACGCGACUCGUGGUACCGCCGGCAUCGAGCUGUGGAAACGAACCCCACAGCGGAUCGGGGCGCGCGGAAAGAAGUGCAGAAAAUGUGGCUUGCUGGGGGCCUUCGCCUGACACGGUAAUACCUCCAACGGCCAGCAACUCAUGACCCACACGCUGCGCUGCAACGACGUCCUGCGAGGCCCCCUCGGUGGCGUCGCUGUGCACGCAGUGCCCCCCUCACAAAUCCAGCCAAGGUGUCCUGUCCACGGUGCAAAUCAGAGAUGCACCUGCAUUCCUACUAGCGAGCCAUGUGAAUUUCCAGUCGCGCGGCUCAACUGAGCUGACGAUGAUCCUGACCGCCACCAUCUUGAGCGGUGGCCGGGACAGGCGGGCAGGUAUUGGAGACAACAUCGGAAUCAUUUGGACACACUUCAC
Molecule: messenger RNA, 1468 nt
Organism: Aphanomyces invadans
Lineage: Eukaryota; Oomycota; Saprolegniomycetes; Saprolegniales; Verrucalvaceae
Exons: 1
Coding region: 43-1173 (376 amino acids)
Biological process (GO): tRNA processing
Molecular function (GO): tRNA dihydrouridine synthase activity; flavin adenine dinucleotide binding
Source: RefSeq, a predicted model, not a curated record